AUGCGACCCGAUCAUCUCAUCCAUUUUCAUCCUCGAUAUCAUAUAUCUCCGAUCAUUUCACUCUUGAACUUAAAAAUCGGUUCUUCAACCAUAAAUCCACACUCAUUUCAAACAAUAAUUCUCGACCUGCUGAUCGGAAAGCUUCCUAAAUUCAAGAAUCAGAAAGUUUAGGUCAACAAUGUCAUUGGAGCCUCCGCCGUUUCAAGAAUCUGCACGCUGCGACGUUUGUAAAUGCAGUUUCAACACCUUCAGACGACGGCAUCAUUGUCGAUGUUGUGGUCGAACCUUGUGUGCUGAACAUUCAUCAGAUCAAAUGGCUUUACCACAAUUUGGUCUCCACUCACCUGUUAGAGUUUGCUCAAAUUGUUAUAAUGAUGCAUCUCGGACUGGAAAUUCUGGUGGAGCUGCUUCUGUGAAUGGAGUAAAUUCUGUGACAGAUUCGGUUUCAAGGCUAGAUAUUAGUACACCUUCAAAUUCCAAUACAAAUCAAAGUGCUGCUGUAGAUUGCAAGUGUGGAAUGCCUUUAUGUAUUUGUGAGGUGCCUUCAAAUGAUGAUGUGGCUCCUGUGCAGCCUAAACCCUUCCCCACUUCCACCAUUCCCAGUAUUUCAAAAACAAAGAAAACAGACACAGCACCAAGGAGUAGAGCUUCUUCAUCUAGCAAGUACAGUAGUGGACAAUCAUCCAACACUGACUCAGAAAAACCACUGGGAAACUAUGAAGUUAAUGGAGAGGGGUUACGGGAAGCUAUAAAGAAUGGCGACUUAUUUUCUGUCAGAAAGCUUCUUGGUGAGGGAGUGGAUGCAAAUUACUGUGACAAACAAGGAUUAUCUCUCUUGCAUCUGGCUGCGGUUUUCAACCAAACUGAGAUAGCUUUCACACUCAUGGAAAAUGGAGCAAGUCUGGACUACAAGAACUUGCAGGGGGAAACUCCACUUGAUUGUGCUCCUGUAACAUUGCAAUUCAAGAUGAAGAAGAAGAUGGAAGAAAUUAAACAAUCCAAGUAAACAUGAAUAUCAUCUUUCGACC
This is a messenger RNA of Lactuca virosa, 1028 nucleotides long. Lineage: Eukaryota; Viridiplantae; Streptophyta; Magnoliopsida; Asterales; Asteraceae. The record is from the annotation of a GenBank genome assembly.